AUGUCCGCCGGAGGACCCCCACUACCACUGCCGCAGAAGCACUUGCAGGCAGCCAGACACCGAACGUUCGCCUUCCCCUACGACCCCCUCGACUGGGGCUCCACACUAGACCUCGGCAGUCAGGAGCCCGACGACUGGCUGCACAACCCCGACCCCCGCCGAGACCGCCAGGUCGACAACGACAUCAACAUAUUCACUAGCCGUGGACUCACCAACCUGGGCUGCCUCGUGGUUCUUGUCAUUGCCAUGGUCGGGCUGUUCGCGGGGUAUCCCAUGGCCUCUGCUUUGACCAAGACGAAUCAAUCGAAUAACGGCGGUUUUAACUUGGGUGGAAUCAACGGUACCGGCCAAGUACCCGAGAUCCCAGGCAAUUACGGCCUGAUAGACAAGGACACGCCCGCCGACGCCAUGACCUGGACGCCCAUCACUGGCCAAGGGGAGUGGCAGCUCGUCUUCAGCGACGAGUUUGAGACGGAGGAUCGCACUUUCUACCCCGGAGACGAUCCUUAUUGGGAGGCUGUGGACUUGCAUUACUGGGGUACAAACAACAUGGAGUGGUACGACCCCUCCGCCAUUACCACCAAGAACGGCGCGCUUGAGAUCACACUCUCCGACCAUCCAACGAAGGGCAUGGAUUAUACGGGCGGCAUGAUGUCGACCUGGAACAAGUUCUGCUUUACCGGAGGCGCCUUCCUCGCCUCCGUCACCCUCCCAGGCUCGCCCAGCGUCGCAGGCCUAUGGCCCGCCGUCUGGGCCAUGGGCAACCUCGGACGCGCGGGAUACGGUGCUUCCCUCGACGGGAUGUGGCCGUACACCUACGACUCCUGCGACGUCGGUACCCUGCCCAAUCAAACCACGCCAGACGGUCUUCCAAUAGCCGCAACUAUCAAUGGCGACGAGGCUGCGGACGGCGUUCUGUCCUACCUUCCGGGCCAGAAGCUCUCGCGCUGCACUUGCCCUGGGGAGGAGCACCCUGGCCCCAUGCAUGCUGACGGGACGUACGUAGGCCGCGCGGCGCCGGAGAUCGAUGUUCUUGAGGCUCAGGUCGCGCAAGGCCCAAAUGGACGAAUGGUGCACGACGUAUCGCAGUCAUUGCAGCUCGCGCCGUUUAAUGAGGCCUAUACAUGGUUUAACACCUCAGAGACGCUUAUCAUCCCGAAUGCGACGAUGUCGUCGCUGAAUGGCUACAAGGGCGGUCGAUAUCAGCAAGCCGCGUCCGUGAUCUCGCACACCAAUGCGAACUGCUACGAGUUCGACGGUACUGCGUGCUUCAGCCUCUACGGCUUCGAAUACAAACCCGGCUUCGACGACGCGUAUGUGACAUGGCUCAACGACGGGCAGCACGCCUGGACAAUUACCUCAGGUGGGCUUGCGCCUGAUCCUGCUGUGGAGAUCGGAGCGCGGCCCGUUCCUCAGGAGCCCAUGUACAUGAUUUUGAACUUGGGUCUCUCUGAGAACUUCGGCUUCGUGGACGUCCAGAACCUCAUCUUCCCCACGAAGAUGCGCGUGGAUUGGGUCCGAGUAUAUCAACCACCAGACGCUAUCAACAUAGGGUGCGACCCAGCAGACUUCCCAACUGCUGCGUACAUCGAGCGCUUCCCCGAAGCUUACAGCAACCCGAACUUGACAACAUGGAUAGACGACUACAAGCAAGUCUUCCCGAAGAACAAACUGGUGGAUCAAUGCUGA
Schizophyllum commune H4-8 is the source of this 1689-nucleotide messenger RNA. RefSeq names its product glycoside hydrolase family 16 protein. Gene Ontology annotation, molecular function: glucosidase activity. The coding region runs from base 1 to 1689 and encodes 562 amino acids. Gene Ontology annotation, biological process: (1->6)-beta-D-glucan biosynthetic process; fungal-type cell wall organization. Lineage: Eukaryota; Fungi; Basidiomycota; Agaricomycetes; Agaricales; Schizophyllaceae. Gene Ontology annotation, cellular component: plasma membrane; endoplasmic reticulum membrane. The transcript has 13 exons. The record is from RefSeq and is a predicted model, not a curated record.